GUAUAAACUUUAAUCACUGAUAUACUUAAAAAAUUCAAAUAUGAAAUUUAUUUUCUUACUGUUUCUGGUUGCCGCCGUAUUUUCCGGAUUACAGAAAAACAGCCUAGCCAACAGACUGCCUAGAGACAGCCUAACUAGCUAUGAAAGUGGUAACUUCACUUCGGAAGAUUGUAUUGCACCCCCGGAGUUUUGCAACCAUGAAGAAAAUUUUGAAAGCUAUCGAUGUUGGAGAUGGGGAGAGGUAGACCGAAUCUUGAUGGGUUGCAUAACAGAUGAUUGUGAUGUCAAUUGCCGUCGCACCAAAAAUAAUUUUAAGAAUUUCAAAGAUUGUAUGACUAAGGCUUUACCAGUAUGUAGUAUCUUUCAUUAACUAGUAUCUAACUUAUAAUAACUUAUAAAUGUAUAAUAUAUUGCUUUUUCUACAUUUUGCAUUAUAUUUGAUUUUUUGACUUUAUUACGGAAAGAUUUUCGCAAAUACAAAUUAACCAAAUAAA
Messenger RNA from Diabrotica virgifera virgifera (western corn rootworm), 494 nucleotides. RefSeq lists its product as uncharacterized. Lineage: Eukaryota; Metazoa; Arthropoda; Insecta; Coleoptera; Chrysomelidae. The transcript has 2 exons. The record is from RefSeq and is a predicted model, not a curated record. The coding region runs from base 41 to 370 and encodes 109 amino acids.